Arachis ipaensis is the source of this 853-nucleotide messenger RNA. RefSeq lists its product as uncharacterized. NCBI's taxonomy places the organism in Eukaryota, Viridiplantae, Streptophyta, Magnoliopsida, Fabales, Fabaceae. The record is from RefSeq and is a predicted model, not a curated record.
UGCGUGGAACUUGGUUGCCCCACACAUUACUCACCUCAAAGUCUCAAAAAAAGGAGAAGCUAAUUAAGAAGAAGCUCUAUCUAUCUCUUAUAUUAUUAUUAUCAUGGCUUCUUCAAAGAUCUUGUUCUUGAACUCUUUCUUGGAGAGAAGAAAGAAGAACAACAAGAAGAAGGGUAAUAAUAACAAUAAUAAGAAAGAUGAUGAUUUGGAUCUUGUGAAGGCGGCUGCAUGGGCAUGGUACCAACGUGGUUCAGGAUCAGAAGGGAAUAAUAAUAAUAAGGGUUUGAUGAAUGACUUUGAUGUCACCACAACAACAAGAACUACUACUCAUCAAAGAACAUCGACUAGGCCUCCUUCAAGGUACAAGCUAGAAGCAAUGAAAAGAAUGGAACUCAACGAUAAUCAUCAUGAAAAAGAAGAAGAAGAAGCAAACAAUAAUAAAGGUCAUAGAAAGAAGAAGAACUCACUACUCCUUGAUGCAUAUGAAGUGCAAAGCAUUUCAAGGCAAAUUGAUAGUCAUAUUAUUAUGGAGUCAAAUAAGAACAACACUUCAUCAUCAACUAGUUUAAUGAUGAGGAUGAAUAAGAAGAAGAAUAAGAAGGAAAAAACAAAAGGAUUUUGGCUAAUCCAUGGUGCUGUCUGUGGAAGAGGAGAAGAUGUGGUUGAUCCAACAACUUCUGCCAUGAGAGGUGGUCGUCGUCGCCAACAGUCAAACCGUCUAGCGGAGGUGGCGGAGCAGGAGGUAGCGGAGGGGAUGAAAGAGGUAGUGGAAGAGGCGAUAGAGGCAGCACAUGAGGCUGUGAGUGUAGCUGUCAGUGGGUCGCAGUUACUAUCAAUGGGUAACUCUUCUUGA